AUGGCAGCUGCGGCCGCCAUGCUCGACGAAAGACACCCCGAUUUGCCAACCAAGCCGAACGACGACAACACCUACAUACUUGGACGGAUCCAUGUCCACAACGUGGUCAUCGCCUGCCUUCCCUCCGGCGUGUAUGGCACGACAUCAGCCGCCACCAUUGCGAGCCAAAUCCGCUUGACGUUCCCCUCGAUUCGAAUCGGAUUGAUGGUCGGCAUUGGCGGUGGAGUCCCUGGAACGUCGGAGGAUGUCAGGCUAGGAGAUGUGGUUGUCAGCAAGCCAACAAGGGACUAUGGGGGCAUUGUACAAUACGAUUAUGGAAAGUCGUUGGCCGGGGGAGUAUUUGCUCGACAAGGAGUGCUUAACAAGCCCCCGCCCAUCCUUCUAACCGCGAUUUCUCGAUUGCAGGCCGCGCACUUGACCAGACCAAGUCAAAUCUCGUGGCUCGUGUCGCAAGCCGCCCGGUCCUCUUGUUUCGCAUACCCUGGCGCUGACCGUGACAUCCUUUUCGAUUCCGAAUAUGAUCACCUAAACCCGGAAAGCACCUGCACGGACUGUGAUCCGAACAGACGCAUGAAACGGUCAAUUCGCACUUCGCAGGAUCCGAAGAUUCAUUACGGGCUUAUCGCGUCUGCGAAUCAGGUCAUGAAGGACGGUUGCUUGAGGGACAAGCUGGCCCGUGACCUCGGCAUACUUUGCUUUGAGAUGGAGGCAGCAGGCCUGAUGGACAGCUUUCCGUGUCUAGUUGUCCGGGGCAUCUGCGACUACUCGGAUUCUCACAAGACUAAGGAGUGGCAGGGGUAUGCAGCGGCAACAGCCGCCGCCUACACCAAGGAAUUGCUAUCGAUUAUUCAUGGAAAACAACUCGAGGACGAACCAUCGAAGCUCUCCGCCGACAACAAGGAGCUCCUUGAGCAGAUUUCUAGUUACCAGCACGAACAGGUUCAUAGAAGGCUUGCGCACAAAAGACUGAGUGGUACUACUCAAUGGUUCUUGGAAAAUUCCGAAUUCAAGGCGUGGUCGGAGAGACGCUCGAACAAGUUAUGGUGCACCGGGAAAACCUUGUGUAGUCUGAUUAGACAACUAGGUGAAUUCGUUCAUCGGACCGCAGGACCAUGGCCAGCGCACCUGAGAAAAGAGAUUGUGACAUUCUUUGCUAGAAGAAAGAUAAUGCCCGAUUUCAACGACUUGCAGAACAUAUUCAUACAACUAUUUGACCUAGUGCCGAUGGCCACAUAUGUCUUGGAUGGGCUCGAUGCGAUGGAGGAAGAACAAUGCAAGCUUUUACUUACCUUCAUCCGCUCACUAUUCUCCGGAGCAAGAGAGCUCAAAGGGCAACGUAUUCUCCUCUUUAGCCGAGACCAAAUACCAGGUUAUGUCAACCUCGCGACACUCAUACCUGGGAUCGGUCGGAUCUCCACCUUCGACAACACCAUGAGCGAUAUUCGGACCUUCAUUGACUAUAGUAUUAGUGAUAAGUCAAUGUAUCGGAAGCUCACAGACGAUCGCCUCUUAUUAGAAGAAACCAAGGAUGUACUUCUCAAUGAGUCCUCGGGAAUGUUUCUCUGGGUCCAUCUUCAGCUUGAGAUUCUCUGGAGCACUUGUUUCACAGACGCCGAAGUUCGCUCAGCGUUGCGUCAACUGCCAAAGGAUCUUGAGGAGACAUAUCGAUAUUGCGCCAACAGAAUUAACACCCACGACACAAGAGCAUUGAAAGUGCUGAAGUGGGUCGGCUUCGCGUCACGGCCUCUACAUCUCGAAGAGUUAAGGGAAGCAGUAGCCUUUGAAAGAGAAGACACAGCAUUUGACAGCAACAAGCUCCCUCAACGUGACUUCAUCAUUGGCUCUUGCGCUAAUCUUGUGGUUCUAGACCCAAUAGAUCUCUGCGUCCGAUUCGCCCAUUCUUCGAUCAAACAGUAUUUGGUGAAAAAUGGUCUUGCUGGCCUUCAGAGCGCCUUCAAUGAACACUGCUUCGACGAAGAACAGGGAGAGCUUGAUUGCGGAGAAUUCUGCAUUGCGUAUCUCUGCUUCUCCAAUUUCAGCCUUCAGCUUGAGCACAAAUGCAAUGUAACGAGAGAGGCGGUGGUCCCAAGCCCUGUACUAUUUGCAGGCCCGGCACUGAACUCUUCUCUGAGAUAUCUUUUUCGGGUACCGGAUAGCCCCAGGCCCCGGAGAACCCUACAGUUACGCACUAUCCGCACAUCGACCAUCCCCGAUCGAAGCCAGUACAAGUUCCUGAAUUAUGCCAUAGUUAACUGGAUUGGUCAGACGAGAUUUCUCGCAAGAGACUCCGCCAUGUGGGAGAAGUUCGAGAAGCUCGCGACGUGCUUUAAUGAGACCUGGAAUUUUCAUCCAUGGAAGCCUGGCGGCCGCUCCAUCCGGUCUCAGUUACAUAGUCUUUUCGGAUGGGCUGUGCGAGACAAUCACGAACCGCUUCUCUCGAUAGCGCUCAACUGGAAGAAGGAGAUCUUGCAGAUUUCACUCCAUGUUGCCUCUAAGCUGGGGCACCACGACAUUGCUCGAACGUUGAUCAAGUUCUGCGAUGUCAACAUGUUAGAUGGAGUGGGGUACACGCCUCUACAUCACGCCGUCGCCCGUAGUGACACUGAGAUGGCAUCGUUACUGCUUAGCGCGAAAGAAGUCAACACAGACCCAGUAUCGGUCAAAUGCGGGACACCGCUUAGCUUAGCGGCGCAACUGGGGCUUUAUGAGAUGGCAGAACUCCUGAUCCAACAUGGAGCUGCUGUACAGGAACCCAUCUGGGCGGCAAUAGUGCACGGAAACGAAGAGAUAAUCAAGCUUCUGGUUCAGCAUGGAGCCAGCGUGAACUACAAAGGCGAAAAUGGCCAGUCUGUGCUCGAUUACGCAGUCCGAUCCAAGCACAAAAAUAUGCCGAAAUUCCUACGCGGCCUGACGGAACAAAAGGUUCUUCUCCUUGGUAAGUGUGCUUUCUAG
Messenger RNA from Aspergillus japonicus CBS 114.51, 2952 nucleotides. RefSeq lists its product as uncharacterized. Gene Ontology annotation, molecular function: protein binding; catalytic activity. The coding region runs from base 1 to 2952 and encodes 983 amino acids. The transcript is spliced from 5 exons. NCBI's taxonomy places the organism in Eukaryota, Fungi, Ascomycota, Eurotiomycetes, Eurotiales, Aspergillaceae. The record is from RefSeq and is a predicted model, not a curated record. Gene Ontology annotation, biological process: nucleoside metabolic process.